CUGGAAAGUUCUGAGAAAGCGCUGUAACGCAAACAGCGCUGAGGGAGCAAUGUCAGGUUCUGCGAGACUGAACCGCAAACUGCGCCCCGCAUUGAAACAAAACUCCGCGCUCAGCUCGGCAGAACUAGUCUGAAGACUUUGUGAGAACCGGGUGAAGGAAAAAAAAAAAAACCUGAUUAGGAAACCUGGCCGCCUACUGGGAAUGAUUCACUCAGGGUGAGUGCGGGUGAGGGAGGCUCACGUCAGAGGCGAUUCCAAGAAAAAUCCUUCCUGGAAGUGAGGUGAGCUCCGGCGGCCAAACCAUACAGUGUUUCGUCUGUUCAGUUUUAGGAUAUUAACAGGAGCAACACCUUUCAUCUCCACAAACCAUGAACACAGCCGCCGCCGCCUCACGGACUGCUGCUCCUCUCCAGCUUCGAUCACAUUAACACCGCUCCUCUCUUUCUUCACCAGGGCGUUGAGAUUUGGAUACUGAUCCGGUUUAGUAGCCCCAGAGCUGGACUUCACUUACAUCUGUUUUGUUCUUCGGAAACACGGCGAACCAGAACCCUCGGGAGAGAAGGAGAAACUUUCCGAGGUCGUUCGGGAUUCAGAGUUUACCUGUAUAGCCUUCAAGAUCAACAAUGAUCCUCUGCCUUCAAGGUCCAAGAGCACUUUUGCCAGACUCUCAAACUCAGGUAGUUCCUCUUGGGGUGUCCGUCAUCUCUUCCUCGUCUCCACGAUGUCUUCACAGCACCACGAAGAUAUGGGACCCCACCAAAGACCUGCGUGCCAUUGCUAGCACAUUCUGCUAUCUAGAUGCAUCAGGGUGGUACUGGGGCAGCAUCACGGCUGGUGAGGCCCAUUCUGUCCUUCAGGGGGCAGUGGAGGGAACUUUCCUAGUGCGGGACAGCAGCCACCCUCGCUACAUGCUGACCUUGUCUGUCAAAACGGGGCGAGGGCCCACCAAUGUCCGCAUAGAAUACAGCCACGGGCGCUUUCGUCUGGACUCCAGUUCUCCAGCCCGAACCCGAUUGCUCACCUUCCCAGACGUGCCCAGUCUCGUCCAGCACUAUGUGGGCUCUGGGAAAACACAGGAAGCGUCUGAGAAAGACGAGAAGGACUGCAAUGUGCCCCUGGUGCCUAAGGAUAACGCAGUGCUACUAAAGCUGAAACGUCCACUCCAUCGGCCUCAAGCGUUCCCCUCCUUGCAACAUCUCACACGCUUGGCCAUUAACAAAUCCACAACCUGCCCAGAAAAGCUGCCUCUACCAAGGCCACUACUCCAGUAUGUUCAGGACUACCCUUUCCAACUCUGAAGACACUGAAAAACAAGCCAAACUGAAAGCAAUGGAGAGGACACUGAUGUCAUGCCAGAAAGCCUGCAGGCAUGGGAAUCAGAGGAAAGCGCACUUCCAGAAAAAAUGGGGCUUGGGCUCUCAGUACAGUCGUGGCAACCUAUAACGUUCUAGAACAUUCUGUCCGUUGGUUGUUAAGCCUAAUUUAUGCUUUUGCCAACACUUCUCUUUAGAAAGUUAAAUUAGGCUUUACGUUCCAAGAAUCCACUGUCUGGAGUUUAAGAGAGCCUAACAGACUUGUGAAAGAAGUUCACAGCCAAAUAAGGCCAGUGUCCUAAUGUUGUUUAACAGAAGCAUUUUGCUUCAUCAAAGAAGUGUCAUUAGACCACAGACUUUGGGUGGACUUUUUUAAAAAGUGACUUGCAAUGUAGCCUUUUUAUAGGAUAAUGUCACAUAUUUAAGAGAUUCUUAAAGAGGCGGUACAGAGUGUGAAGCAGUCAGUGAGCUCUACAGCUUCUAGGUACGUGACUGCUUGAUAAUGUUACACUGUCGUGGCACAUUGAGUUAAAGCUCUGCCCUGUCUCGUUCCUUCCUUUUUACUUGGUGAAAUACAUUCUGGUUUAUGACUAUAUUAAUCAGUCCAGAUUAAUUUAUUUUUUUCUAUUCCCACAAUGUGGGCGUUGUAUAUAUUUAUGGACUAAGAUCCUUGUCUUUUUGUAAUAAAAUUACUUUAUUGA
Astyanax mexicanus (Mexican tetra) is the source of this 2014-nucleotide messenger RNA. It is a transcript of the gene cisha, whose product is annotated as cytokine inducible SH2-containing protein. Gene Ontology annotation, molecular function: 1-phosphatidylinositol-3-kinase regulator activity. The record is from RefSeq and is a predicted model, not a curated record. Gene Ontology annotation, cellular component: phosphatidylinositol 3-kinase complex. Gene Ontology annotation, biological process: intracellular signal transduction; phosphatidylinositol phosphate biosynthetic process. Lineage: Eukaryota; Metazoa; Chordata; Actinopteri; Characiformes; Acestrorhamphidae. Bases 624 to 1298 code for a protein of 224 amino acids. The transcript is spliced from 3 exons.